CUCUUGCUCAAGCUUUCCCACAGACCACAAACCCUUAUUCGCCCAUAAAUAUACCGCUUAUUGACUAAAGGUGAUUCAACUAGUCCCUCGUACGAGACCCCGCACGGGAUGUACCGAGUACGCGUCGGCAGAUGCUACAUUCAGGGUCUGUGAACAUGUCCUCCACAUCGGGAGGCCAUAGAUGAGCCUUUCGAUACACAUCUCACUCUCUGGUUGAUUCGACUAUCAUCCCUUGAAUCUAUUUUGAAGUCUCGUUUUGUAUCUUCAUCAACUUACUACGAUACUGGCAUCUUCGCCCUCAACUACCUUGUUGCUCCUACAGUCUAUAUUUCAUCAUGGCGUCAAAGCCCGAAAUCACGAACGAUCUCCCAAAAGUCCAUCGCUUCAUCACAACCCACGACCCUACAACCAAGAAAGCCAUCUUCUCUGAUGCCGUCCCAGAAGAAGCUAAAGUCGACCAUAUUCCUGGUGCUGACUUCCGGCUCGGAUAUGUUACCAAGGGAUUUCCGGUCGAUCUGAACAAAGACGCCGACCUUGCAGUUUACAAGCCUUACCUCGAAUCGCCUCCAGGCCUGGUCUCUUCAGGGGGAACAGUUCUACGAUUCGUCGAUGUGGCGCCUGGUCACCUGUCGCCAAUGCAUCGCACAGUCUCUCUAGAUUACGGUGUCGUGUUGGAAGGUGAAAUGGAGUUGGUGCUAGAUUCUGGAGAGACAAGAUUGAUGAAGAGAGGAGAUGUCGCAAUUCAGAGGGGCACAAUGCACGCUUGGAGGAACACCAGCUCUACAUCUUGGGGUCGCAUGAUGUAUGUUCUUCAAGAAUGCAAACCGGUAGAGGUCGAGGGUGAAGUCUUGAAAGAGGACUACGGAAGCAUGAAGGGUGUUCCAGCAUCAUCAUAGUGGCAUUGUCUUCUCUAGGAUCACAUGAGCUGUAGAGAUCGUUGUAAAUAAAUGUCGAUGCG
Messenger RNA from Alternaria alternata, 958 nucleotides. RefSeq lists its product as hypothetical. Bases 336 to 896 code for a protein of 186 amino acids. The transcript has a single exon. Lineage: Eukaryota; Fungi; Ascomycota; Dothideomycetes; Pleosporales; Pleosporaceae. The record is from RefSeq and is a predicted model, not a curated record.